GUAUGGAAGGACAAAUAAGUUUUGCCCAGACCUGCCAGAGGUUCCGGGGAGUGUUUAUGGGCUGGUCCCGUCGGGAGUUUGCGAGUGUUUGGAUCGUAGGAGAAGUCUUGGCUGUGGAACUGAGGCUGCUGAGCGAGGUGGCUAUGAGUGUGAAAAAGCUUAAUAUCUAUUGCAAUGAUCUAGAUAGUUGCUUUGACUCUCAAUACCCAAAUCGCAGCCGCAAUAUUCUAAUCAAAAACUUCUGUAGACUGAUUCAAAGCAUGCGAAAUCUGCAGCUCGUCAAAAUCUGGCAGGGAAAUCGGCACUCGACAUCGAUCAGCAAGCAUGUGCUCCGGAUACUAAAAGACUCAUCCCAACUUAGACAACUACACAUCUGUACUCUCAAACUUGAAACGACGCAAAUUAGAAAGUUUGAGCAGCUUGAGAUCCUCUACAUAGAUGUGAAGCUAACAGCCAGAGAUCUGCUACAGUCCUGCAGAACAAUGACAAGUUUGCAGACUCUACAUCUUACCGAUCAAGUGAGCAGUGCGAGACUCAGGGAAGUCCUGGCACACCUACCCUACCUACGGGACCUGAGCUUCGUGAUUUAUCGCAGUGACUCCAAGCACUCGAAACUAUAUGACUGCUGCCAAGACGCAAGCAGCUCCUUGUCAAUGCUCUUCGAUUUCCUGGCUAGCCAGAGGACCGAGGACCACCUUGCUAUCGCUCAGUGUAAAGGGCCAGAUAUGUGCUGUUCACGAAGCCGAGUCGCUGGCCAGCAUCAAGUCACUGGAGGUCCUUGACUGUAACUUUUCUAACCCCGAUUGUGUGCUGCUCCUCACAGGGCUGUCAUCCCUAAGGGCCCUGCGUAUCACGUACCUCCAGCAGAUAGAUAUAUCCUCUGCGUAUCUGUACCUGAUUCGACAGUGCCGCGAGCUGCGCUUCCUGCGCAUCUUCGACUACAACAUCAAUCCGGACUUUGUGAGGAAGGCCUCCGAAGUGCUACAAGAUGUAGAAGCGAAAAAGCCCUUAAAACUUCUUAUCCACGGUCGACACAACUCCUCAACAUUAAGGGAGUUCACCUCCAUGGCUGAAGAUAAGAAAAAUAUCAUAUUCCGCUCAUUAACUGCCACUGAACUGUUUACUUUAAUAUGAAAUGAAGUGUUGGAUAUAAUUUUACCGUUUUAGUUUACCGUUCUAUAUAUAAGCGAUAUAUAAAACGGAGCUGUUACAAGAGACACGUAGUGGUUCGGUUAAACGUUUAUUUGAGAGUGAGUAAAGUGGUAUAUACAUUAUGAGCACGAUACAAUACAGUAUUUUAACUGUAGGUAACUGAAGGUUAAACUGAAACACAAUAAAUAUAUACAUAUGUACCUAUUCGCAAAAAAUAAUCAAAAGAAUUUCUCAAAAGAAAAAUGUGAU
Molecule: messenger RNA, 1401 nt
Organism: Drosophila persimilis
Lineage: Eukaryota; Metazoa; Arthropoda; Insecta; Diptera; Drosophilidae
Exons: 2
Coding region: 619-1134 (171 amino acids)
Source: RefSeq, a predicted model, not a curated record